Molecule: messenger RNA, 240 nt
Organism: Clunio marinus
Lineage: Eukaryota; Metazoa; Arthropoda; Insecta; Diptera; Chironomidae
Source: the annotation of a GenBank genome assembly
AUGCAACAGCAGCAAACAAUUUAUUAUUUUCUUUCUCUUCCUGAUGCUUUGUCUACCAAACACGAGAAUCCAAAAGACUCUUUCGUCUUUCCCGUGUUUGUCAGUGAAAUGCUUGAAACCGUCAGGGAGAAAUGUGAGACUUUCUUUUUUUCUUCUGUUGAUGUUGUUGCUAUGUUUAUGACUUUAUAUAACAUUUUUAUUUGCGAUUAUUUAUUUUCGGCAAUCGCAAACGAUCGGUGA